AUGGUGGCAGCUGUCAAUGCUUUUGUGGGUAGAUCCAAUCACUUAUCCUGUUUUGCAUAUUCAUUGAACUUAAUAGUUGAGUCCGUCUAUAAACUUGAAUCUUUCUGCGCGCUUUGCGAAAAAGUAAGAAAUAUUGUUAAGUUUUUUAAAAAUAGCGUUGUAUAUAGUGACAAACUCCGCUCUUCGCAAAAUUGCAAUCCGCCAUUAAAACCAAUUUUAGAUGUUCGAACGCGCUGGAAUUCAUUGUACUAUAUGUUAGACCGGUAUGUACAGCUCGCGCCAACAAUUCACCAAAUUUUAGUCCUUGAUUCCAAAGCGCCUCCUAUACCAACAGCUCAAGAGUUAGAGACGAUUACAACUAUCUUGGAAGUUUUAAAGCUGUUUGAAAUUGCAACAAAGGAAAUCUCUGGAGAACAAUUUGUGAAAGUCAGUAAAGUUAUCCCAAUAGUUAAAACCCUUCGUGCACAAAUGAGAAAUGAGAUGGUAAAAAACGGUUCGAAUAACGACAUAGUUAACAAAGUGAAAAUGGUUCUAAAUGACCAAUUAACUAUUCGCUUCAAAAAUAUUGAAGAAAAUCACAUUCAUGCCUUGUCAUGUGUUUUAGACCCAAGAUUCAAAAAUAUUGCGUUUUCCGAUCCGUGUGCUUAUGCCAGAUGCCUAUCUUGGCUGCGGGAUAUGCAAAGUCAUGAGGAAGUGUCUGAGGCACAAAAAGAUUCUGACGUGGAAGUUGUAGAAUCCCCCGAAAAGAAUGAUUUUUGGAACCACAUUAGAACCUUGGCGUCUGGUAGGGAAGGGGGUCGCGCGACACAACAAAGGGAAAGCAUUAGUGAAUACAUACAUUGCAAACUUCUUCCAGUAAAUGCUGAUCCGUUGUAUUUCUGGAAAGAAAAUAAAGUCAAAUAUCCUUUUUUAUCUAAAACUGCGCUUAGAUAUCUUGUAAUACCAGCAACGUCUGUCCCGUCAGAACGAUUGGUUUCUAAGGCAGGCUUCACAUUGGCGAAAACGAGCAGGUUGGCGGGUAAGAGGCUAGAUAAACUGCUUUUCUUGGCGGAUUGCACUGAGGAGGAGUGGGGUUUUUUAAGAGGAUUUUUCGCGUUCAAUAUGUUUACGGAUAUUCAACUAAUUUUUUGA
Molecule: messenger RNA, 1131 nt
Organism: Rhagoletis zephyria (snowberry fruit fly)
Lineage: Eukaryota; Metazoa; Arthropoda; Insecta; Diptera; Tephritidae
Product: zinc finger BED domain-containing protein 4-like
Molecular function (GO): protein dimerization activity
Source: RefSeq, a predicted model, not a curated record